Messenger RNA from Lasiosphaeria miniovina, 1778 nucleotides. RefSeq names its product P-loop containing nucleoside triphosphate hydrolase protein. Lineage: Eukaryota; Fungi; Ascomycota; Sordariomycetes; Sordariales; Lasiosphaeriaceae. The record is from RefSeq and is a predicted model, not a curated record. Gene Ontology annotation, molecular function: proteasome-activating activity; ATP binding; ATP hydrolysis activity. Gene Ontology annotation, cellular component: proteasome regulatory particle, base subcomplex. Gene Ontology annotation, biological process: proteasome-mediated ubiquitin-dependent protein catabolic process. The transcript is spliced from 4 exons. Bases 157 to 1539 code for a protein of 460 amino acids.
ACCCUUCGACUGUGACUGCCAUUCAUCGCCGAUUUCUGCGCGCCAUUUGUAGGCGCGGAAAAACAAACCUAGCGUUUGUCAUUCGAGCAUCGCAUAUAUCCCAGGCGAACAAUCGAUCGUUUCUCUUAAUUUCCGACCGGCGGCUGAGCAGCUAAGAUGGGUCAGAGUCAAUCUGGUAUGGGCGGAGGAGGCCAAGAUGGCCGAGACGAGAAAGACAAAAAGAAGGACAAGCCCAAGUACGAGCCGCCCCCAAGACCGACGACCCGCAUUGGGCGCAAGAAGAAGAAGGCUGGUGGCACCAGCGCUGCUGCGAAGCUGCCGCCCGUCUACCCGACGAGCCGAUGCAAGCUCCGGCUGCUGCGCAUGCAGCGCAUCCACGACCACCUGCUUCUGGAGGAGGAAUACGUCGAGAAUCAGGAACGCCUGCGCAAAGCCAAGGCGGUCAAGGAUAACUCGGCUCCCGCUUCGGAGCUUGAGUCGUCGGAUAGAAUGGCCGACGAGCGAGGCCGUGUCGAUGACAUGCGUGGUAGCCCCAUGGGAGUCGGCACCCUCGAGGAGAUGAUCGACGACGACCACGCUAUUGUCUCUAGCACAACUGGCCCCGAGUACUACGUCAGCAUCAUGAGCUUUGUUGACAAGGAUCUACUUGAGCCCGGCGCCAGCAUCCUGCUUCACCACAAGAGCGUCAGCAUUGUCGGCGUUCUUACAGACGACACGGACCCGCUGGUCAGCGUCAUGAAGCUAGACAAGGCGCCUACAGAGUCGUACGCCGAUAUUGGUGGUCUCGAACAACAGAUCCAAGAAGUUCGGGAGUCGGUCGAGCUGCCCCUGCUCCACCCGGAGCUCUACGAGGAGAUGGGCAUCAAGCCGCCAAAGGGUGUCAUUCUCUAUGGCGCCCCCGGUACCGGAAAGACUCUGCUGGCCAAGGCGGUGGCGAACCAGACCUCGGCGACCUUCCUGCGCAUUGUAGGCAGUGAGUUGAUCCAGAAGUAUCUGGGUGACGGACCGCGGUUGGUUCGCCAGCUGUUCCAGGUUGCCGCAGAGAACGCGCCCUCUAUUGUGUUUAUCGACGAGAUCGAUGCUAUUGGCACGAAGCGUUACGACUCGACCUCUGGCGGCGAGCGUGAAGUGCAGCGAACUAUGCUGGAGCUGCUCAACCAGCUGGACGGCUUCGAUGACCGUGGAGACGUCAAGGUCAUCAUGGCGACGAACAAGAUCGAAACUCUCGAUCCUGCUUUGAUCCGCCCCGGCCGUAUCGACCGAAAGAUUCUGUUCGAAAACCCCGACCAGAACACGAAGCGAAAGAUCUUUACGCUCCACACGAGCAAGAUGUCGCUCAACGAGGACGUGGAUCUCGAGGAGUUCAUUGCCCAGAAGGACGACUUGUCGGGUGCCGACAUCAAGGCAAUCUGUUCCGAGGCCGGUCUGAUGGCGCUCCGGGAGCGCAGAAUGCGUGUACAGAUGGCCGACUUCCGGUCUGCGCGGGAGAGAGUGCUCCGUACCAAGCAGGAAGGCGAGCCUGAGGGCUUGUACUUGUAGUGUACAUGUAUGACCACGUGUAAUAGCUGUUGGGAGGCCAGUUGGGCAGAGGGGUGAGACUGUCGAAUAGACAAGGACUUAGCGUCCAGCAUUAACUUUGGGACAAGUCCUGUGAUGUUUGUGUGAUUUUAGUGAUUUGUAACUACCCAAACAUGUCGCAUAGCUAGUAAGAGCACGGCCUUCUGAAUACAGCGUCCUAAGCCGAGCAAAAUAAAGCCUAAUUUCUCAAGGAAAGCAAG